GCCGAAAGUGCACUUUCGGGCCAUCCCUGCUUACGUAGGAACCGAGCCCUGCCUUUGAUGUUCGGCCACUGAUCACCGAUCGGAUUACGGGCAUUUCAUCUCCCUGCUGCCCCGCCUUUGAUCUGCGUGGUUAAUUUUAUUUUCCUGGAUUGGGAGUUUCGUCUGGGCUUGUGCUGACACACGGCUUCGGGGAGGUGGAAGCGUUUGGCACGGCCGCGCUGCCAAGGAGGAGCGAGGCUGCCGGAGCUGCCGGAAGGGUGAGGGCUGGAAAGCGUUCCAAGCCCGUUGCAGAACUCUUCAACAAUAAAUACAUUUAUUAAGCACCAUGGCGUUCAAAGUGCUGCUGGAACAAGAGAAGCCACUUCUCACCGUUGUAGUUUUACUAGCCUGUUUGGCGUGCGAAGCGCUGUGUGAAACAGGCGACUGCAGGCGGCAGGAGUUCCGGGACCGGUCUGGGAACUGCAUCCUCUGCGAGCAAUGCGGGCCCGGCCUGGAGCUGUCGAAGGAAUGUGGCUUUGGCUACGGGGAGGAUGCUCAGUGUGUGACCUGCCGGCCGCACAGGUUCAAGGACGACUGGGGCUUUCAGAAGUGCAAGCCGUGCCUGGACUGCGCCGGGGUGAACCGCUUCCAGAAGGCCAACUGCUCCGCCACCAGCGACGCCGUCUGCGGGGACUGCUUGCCGGGAUUUUAUAGGAAGACAAAACUUGUCGGUUUUCAAGACAUGGAGUGCGUACCUUGUGGAGACCCGCCUCCUCCCUAUGAGCCACACUGCACCAGCAAGGUGAACCUCGUGCGGAUCCCGUCCGCGGCCUCCAGCCCGCGGGACACGGCCCUGGCCGCCGUCAUCUGCAGCGCCCUGGCCGCUGUCCUGCUGGCCCUGCUCACCCUCUGCACCAUCUACUGCAAGAGGCAGCUGACGGAGAAGAAGCCCAGCUGGUCCCUGAGAGCCCAGGACUCUCAGUACAGCGGCUCCGAACUGUCCUGCUUUGACCGACCUCGGCUCAGCAAGCCCGCCCCCCGAGCCUGCCGUCAGUGCCACCGGGAUUCGGCCCCCACCUGCGGGCCCGUCCACCUGAUCCCGUCCUUGUGCUGUGAUGACACCUGCAGCCUCGACCAGGCGGCCCUCGGGUGCAGGGCGCAUCCCCAGGCCACACUUCAGGAGAGAAGCGCAGGUCCGCUGGGGGAGACGGUGCCGGCUCUGUUCGGGUCCCCUUCCCGCUCCAUCUGCGGCGAGUUUUCCGACGCAUGGCCCCUGAUGCGGGAUCCCAUGUCUGGCGAUGACAUCUCCUUCUGUGACUCUUACCCUGAACUCCCGGAAGACGUUCACUCGCUCAGUCUGGAAAACGAACCCUUGGCUUCGGGCAGCAGUCAGGGUUUGGCUGGUGGCGCUGCUGCAGUUCAAGCUCCUUCUGAAAACUGCACGGAAACUACUGAUUUCUUUAGAUACAACUCACCGGCAGGGCCGGCGCUCGCUCAGGACACAGCCGCGACCAGACGCCAGCCGGCCCCCACCACUCAGACGCCGGCCCAGGACUAGGAGGGCGCGCACGCCUGCGCUCUCGCUCGUGGUCCGAGCGGCCUGGACCUCGCGUGGCUUCUGGGGAGAAAAGCGAAUCUGAACCAAACCAAUGGCUCGCAGCCUCUCCGCGCGCCGCUGAGCCAGACCAGCCGUGAGCUGAGACCUCGGGCCGGACGAGGGAGGACUGCAGGAGCUCACGCCGCUUCGCCUC
Molecule: messenger RNA, 1730 nt
Organism: Pteronotus mesoamericanus
Lineage: Eukaryota; Metazoa; Chordata; Mammalia; Chiroptera; Mormoopidae
Gene: TNFRSF19
Product: TNF receptor superfamily member 19
Exons: 10
Coding region: 326-1537 (403 amino acids)
Biological process (GO): positive regulation of canonical NF-kappaB signal transduction; positive regulation of JNK cascade
Cellular component (GO): plasma membrane
Molecular function (GO): signaling receptor activity; protein binding
Source: RefSeq, a predicted model, not a curated record